AAGACGUAUAAAUAGGAAACAAAAUUACAAGUAGAAACUAGAAACACAAAGACGUGGUGUAUAAAUCAUCUCCAGCUUAAAGCUAGCCGACUCGCUUCCGUGUUCCAAUUUCAGGCCAAUCUCCCUCAAGCCCCCCCUCUUCUAAUCUCAUCAAAUUGUUUGCAUUCCUGGAUUGCCGGUGGUGAAAGGCCACAAAAGUCCAUUCGUCCUCUCGUCAUCAAUUUCAACUUGCAUUUGAAGCAGGGAUGAAAGCUAUUCUUCAAAAUCCGCCGUCGUACUACAUGGCCCAACAAGCACUUCGGCAACCGAGUUGGAGCUUAUUAUCAGGAGGCUCCCUUGUUUCAUUCACUAGAGGGCAUAAUUUGGUGCGGCAGAGCUCACGGCUUCAGUUACCUUCACCUUCACGCAAUCUAGUUGUUAAGGCGGUUGCUACUCCAGAUUCAGCCGUGGAAUUACCAUUGACUGCAGAAAAUGUGGAAAGUGUAUUAGAUGAAAUCCGCCCAUAUCUCAUUUCUGAUGGGGGGAAUGUGGCAUUACAUGAAAUUGAUGGCAAUAUAGUGCGGUUAAAGCUACAAGGAGCAUGUGGAUCAUGUCCGAGCUCUGUUAUGACAAUGAAAAUGGGUAUUGAGCGUCGUUUAAUGGAAAAAAUCCCUGAAAUAGUUGCUGUGGAACCAAUAGCAGAUGAAGAAACAGGCCUUGAGCUGAAUGAAGAAAAUAUAGAGAAGGUACUUGAAGAAAUUAGACCCUACUUAGUAGGGGCAGCAGGUGGAUCUCUAGAACUUGUGGCAAUCGAUGAGCCUAUAGUCAAAGUCCGGAUCACAGGUCCUGCUGCUGGGGUGAUGACUGUUAGAGUUGCUGUCACACAGAAAUUGCGUGAGAAAAUCCCUACCAUCGCAGCAGUUCAACUACUGUAAAAUAAGAAUCACAUUCAAAUUUGCAAGCUGGCUACUUUUCCAAGCUGGGGUUGUAAUUAGUAGUAUCUGCAGUUUAGGUGAUUAAACAAAGAAUAUUUUGCAUUGUACUUAUUUUUCUUCUUGAUAAAUAAAAAUAUUACAUAUCAUCUGCA
This is a messenger RNA of Rosa rugosa (rugosa rose), 1066 nucleotides long. Its product is annotated as nifU-like protein 2, chloroplastic. Gene Ontology annotation, biological process: iron-sulfur cluster assembly. Gene Ontology annotation, cellular component: mitochondrion; chloroplast stroma. Bases 246 to 914 code for a protein of 222 amino acids. Lineage: Eukaryota; Viridiplantae; Streptophyta; Magnoliopsida; Rosales; Rosaceae. The transcript is spliced from 5 exons. Gene Ontology annotation, molecular function: iron ion binding; iron-sulfur cluster binding. The record is from RefSeq and is a predicted model, not a curated record.